AUGCCUGGAAUUCACACCGACGGCGCAAAUGGCCUUAACGGCCUGCACAUUCGUAUACCCAACCGCUUCCUAAUAUGGGGCGGCAACGGCUGGAUUGCCGGCCUUCUGAAGGACCUCCUCCUCCGCCAAGGCAAAGAGGUCUACAGCACGACAGUCCGCAUGGAAGAUCGUGACAGUGUCGCCAAAGCACUCGAAGUCUUCAAGCCAACGCACGUCCUUAACGCUGCGGGCUGUACUGGUCGACCUAAUGUUGAUUGGUGUGAGGAUAACAAGGCGCAGACGGUCCUUUCCAAUGUCAUUGGGACUUUGACGCUUGCGGAUGAGUGUUCUCGACGAGGGAUUCACUGCACUGUUUUUGCUACUGGGUGCAUUUAUCAGUACGAUGAGGAGCAUCGCAUCGGUGGGAAGGGGUUCAAGGAGACUGACGCUCCGAACUUUGAUGGGAGCUUUUACUCGAUGACGAAGGCCCACGUUGAACCUAUCUUGGCAAGUUUUGACAAUGUCUUGAUUCUCCGUCUUCGCAUGCCAGUGAGCGACAAUCUCAACCCCCGCAACUUCGUCACCAAGAUCUCCAAGUACGAAUUCGUUGUCGACAUACCCAAUAGCAAUACUAUUCUCCACGACCUCCUCCCUGCGUCGAUCAUCCUCGCUGAGAACAAAGAUACUGGGGUUUAUAACUUUACAAACCCCGGGGCUAUCUCACAUAACGAGGUGCUCGGCUUAUUCAAGGAGAUUGUACGACCCGAGUUCACGUGGAAGAACUUUAGCAUUGAGGAGCAGUCUAAGGUGAUCAAGGCUGGAAGAAGUAAUUGUCAGUUGGAUAGUACUAAGUUGGUGAAGAAGAUGAAGGGGUAUGGAUAUGAGAUCCCUGAGGUUCAUGAUGCGUACAGGCAGUGUUUUGAGAGGAUGAAGGCUGCCGGGGUUCAGUAG
Molecule: messenger RNA, 930 nt
Organism: Fusarium subglutinans
Lineage: Eukaryota; Fungi; Ascomycota; Sordariomycetes; Hypocreales; Nectriaceae
Product: dTDP-glucose 4 6-dehydratase
Exons: 2
Coding region: 1-930 (309 amino acids)
Biological process (GO): S-adenosylmethionine biosynthetic process
Cellular component (GO): methionine adenosyltransferase complex
Molecular function (GO): methionine adenosyltransferase regulator activity
Source: RefSeq, a predicted model, not a curated record